Onychostoma macrolepis is the source of this 2248-nucleotide messenger RNA. Its product is annotated as gastrula zinc finger protein XlCGF57.1-like. The coding region runs from base 135 to 1478 and encodes 447 amino acids. The record is from RefSeq and is a predicted model, not a curated record. NCBI's taxonomy places the organism in Eukaryota, Metazoa, Chordata, Actinopteri, Cypriniformes, Cyprinidae. The transcript is spliced from 3 exons.
UUUUGGUGUGGCUACGUGACGUCAUAAGGCUGCGCCGCACUCCUGCAUCUGAGAUUCUGCUGAAGAAAGGUUUGUUUUACAACAAACAGAACAACAGAAAAGAGAAACUCCUGCUGAAGCACACUGUUAUAAAGAUGGCGUUUAUUAAAGUCGAGAGUGAAGACCUGAAGAUUGAAGAAGCUUUCACAGUUAAACAAGAAGAUCCUGAGGAACAAACAGAGAUGAUGUUUAUUAAAGAGGAGAGAGAAGAAGUGAAGAUUGAAGUCAAACAUGAAGAUACUGAGGAACAGACAGAUCUGAUGGCGCUGAAAGAGAAGAGUCGGGAACUGAAUGAAACGGAAGAAAAAAAUCUGACUGAGAAAUGUUAUAAUGUCAUGGCUGGGAAAACAUCUUUUAGUUACUCUCAGACUCGUAAAAGAGAAACUAGAAAGCCUGAAGUCCAGAUGAGAGUUCACACUGAAGAGAGACCUUUCACCUGUCAACACUGUGGAAAGAGUUUCAGUGGAAAACAUAACCUUUCAAGCCACUUGAAUGUCCACAAACCCAAACCUUAUACAUGCAAACUAUGUGGGAAGAGUUUCUCACAAAAAGGAAGUCUUAAGACUCACAUGAGAGUUCACUUUGGUGAAAAGCUGUUCAUAUGCUUUCAGUGUGGAAAGAGUUUCAGUCAAAAAGAGAGUCUUAAUGGCCACAUGAGAGUUCACACUGUAGAAGGCCCUUUCACCUGCAAACUGUGUGGAAAAUGUUUCGGUCAAAAGGCAAACUUUGAUGGCCACAUGAGAGUUCACUCUGGAGAGAAGCCAUUCAAAUGCCCUCACUGUGGAAAGAGUUUUACACUGAAAAAGAAACUUACAGCCCACUUGAAGAUUCACACCAGAGGCAAUCCUCACACCUGCAAACUGUGUGGGAAGAGUUGGACAUCAAAUGCUCAUCUAAUGUCUCACAUGAGAGUUCACACUGGAGAGAAGCCUUACACCUGCAAACUGUGUGGGAAGGGUUUCACAGAAAAUGGCCAUGUGAUGACUCACAUGAGAGUUCACACUGGAGAGAAGCCUUACACCUGCGAACUGUGUGGAAAGUGUUUCAAACAUAAAAGAAGCCUUAAGUAUCACAUGAGUAUUCACUCAAGAGUGAAAUGUUUUAGAUGUGAUGUGUGCAAAACAAGUUUUGCUGACAGCAAUCAACUUAAGAAUCAUGUACAAAAUCACAUUGGGGAGAGGCCUUUCAUGUGCCCUCAGUGUGGAAAGAGUUUCAUGGUUAAAGGAAACCUUAAGCUGCACAUGAGAGUUCACACUGGAGAGAAGCCUUACACCUGCCCUCAGUGUGGAAAGUGUUUCUCAGUUAAAGGAAACCUUAAGACUCAUAUGCGACUUCACACUGGAGAGAAGACUUACAAGUGUGUUCAGUGUGGCAUGAGUUUCCCAUAUCACAUAAGCCUGAAACAGCAUUUGCAAACUCAUUCUGGAAAGAAUUCCUAGUUUACCAUGUGACAAAAGGUUUAGAAAUAAUGCAUUCACUCUGGAGAAAGACAGUUCAAUUGUGAUUGGUGUAAUAAAAACAGCAGACUUACAAAUAUGAAAAGUUGUUUAAUUGUGACCCUGUUUGUGUUCUUUAUUUUAUUUUUUUAAAGUACCCUUACAAAUGGUUUGUUCAAGACCACUGUUAGUACACUUCUUUUUGACUAAAAAUAAGAAUAGAAAGUAAUCACCUCCCUUUUAAAUAAUUUAUUUUUGUUGCUAAAAUGAAGGACAGUUUUUGUUUUAGCCAGCUGUAUUUACUGUAGUAUAAAUAGCCAUAAGCGGCAAUCAUCGGGGUCCAAGCACAACCCAUUGGGCAAUAGAUGUUGAAAAGACAUUAGAAAAAACAGGUCAAAUAUGCAAAUCCAACUGAUGUCAAAAACCUGAAACGACAUUGAUUUGAUGUAAAUUGAACGUCAAACAAAUUGGCCUACUUAAACAUUAAUCCAAUUUCAUUGUAGGAUUACCUUCCUAAUUUCACCUAGUUACCACUGGAAGAAUUUGCUGUCCACAGUUAAUUUAAAAUGAUGUUACAGCAUCGUCAUCGGUGACUAAUGUUUGACAUCAAAUUGAUAUCAAGUUGCCCACUGGGAAACACCUUGUGUAGAGGAUAGAGUUAAUUUACAAUAGCCAUGUCUCUUUUCAAACAUAAUACUAGUAGGCCUAUUUAAGUGUCUUUCUAUGGAAGUAUUAUUUUAUGUACCAUAUCACAAUAGAUAAAUAAUAUUGUC